Molecule: messenger RNA, 519 nt
Organism: Fraxinus pennsylvanica
Lineage: Eukaryota; Viridiplantae; Streptophyta; Magnoliopsida; Lamiales; Oleaceae
Source: the annotation of a GenBank genome assembly
AUGGUGGCGAUCAAAGAGCUGAAAUAUCCCAUUCAUACACCCUGUCUGCUUCUGCAGAUCCCGGUUUUCGUCUGUGAAAGAAGAGGAUGGCUUCCUCCGCACGCGGAGGCUUUCACCAGCCUCCUGUGUGGAGGCUCUGCCUCCGCUAAUUGGGUUAAGAUUACCGCUCUUACAACUUUAUUGCUGAAAAUUAUCUGGAGAAAAUCAAGAGAAGGUGAAGAGACUAUCCAGAAUUCCCAAAUCGUCUCUUCNUCCAGAAUUCCCAAAUCGUCUCUUCAAUUCCAUUUGGCAUUCAAGAAUUCUGGUAUUCCUUCCUUCAUUGCACGCAGCACCAAGAAAAAUUCUGGACCAACAUCAUUUGCACCUAUUAUUGAAAUGGCCAUGACUGUUGUUGAGCAGAGUGGAGGCCAGUACCAUGUUUUGCUAAUUAUUGCUGAUGGACAGCUCCGAGCCCUUGAAGAUCAGUUGCUUCAGCAUCAGGAUUAUCACCAGUAUGUGAAAUGUGUAGUUUUUGGGUAA